This is a messenger RNA of Condylostylus longicornis, 1540 nucleotides long. RefSeq names its product dopamine receptor 1 (gene Dop1R1). Gene Ontology annotation, biological process: adenylate cyclase-activating adrenergic receptor signaling pathway. Gene Ontology annotation, cellular component: membrane. Lineage: Eukaryota; Metazoa; Arthropoda; Insecta; Diptera; Dolichopodidae. The record is from RefSeq and is a predicted model, not a curated record. The transcript has 6 exons. Bases 221 to 1540 code for a protein of 439 amino acids. Gene Ontology annotation, molecular function: G protein-coupled receptor activity.
AGUUAAAAUCAAAUUUAACUGUGAUUUUAAAAAGGUAUGAGAAAAAAAUUCAAAUUUAUGCUUCAAAUAUGAACAAAAAAUUUAAAUAACAAAAUAAAAAAUUUUAAUAAAAAAAAAUAACAAGAGUCGAAUUGGUAGAAUGUAAAAAAAAAAUUCAAAUGUAAAUAGUUUUUAAUCAUAGAAAAUAGUAUAAUAGAUUUUGAAAUAAACAAUUAGCAAUAUGACUAACAGUGCUCAAAUAGAUCCAGAAAUAGAUAUUAGACUUUUAACGACGUGGUAUGAUACAACUGAUGCCAGCGUUACAUCAUAUUAUAAUGAGACAUCUUGGCCAAUUUUUAGAGAUUCAAGUUUAGAGGAUGAUGGUGGCGGGGUAGAUGACAGUAAUAAUAUUGGUUUCGAAUAUGAGGAUGAACCUAUACCAGUAUCGCUUUCAUCGAUCUUAAUUGUCGGUGUCUUCCUGUCUUUAUUAAUUUUUUUAUCUGUAGCUGGUAAUAUUUUAGUCUGCCUUGCUAUUUAUACAGAACGAAGUUUAAGGCGAAUAGGAAAUUUAUUUUUGGCCUCAUUAGCCAUCGCGGAUUUAUUUGUUGCUUCAUUAGUAAUGACAUUUGCUGGCGUAAAUGAUUUAUUAGGUUAUUGGGUAUUCGGUGCUCAGUUUUGUGAUACAUGGGUAGCAUUUGAUGUGAUGUGUUCAACUGCCUCUAUUUUAAAUUUGUGUGCAAUAUCAAUGGAUCGAUAUAUUCACAUAAAAGAUCCUUUAAGAUAUGGAAGGUGGGUGACUCGGCGUAUAGCAAUUGGAACAAUAGUAGCAAUUUGGCUAUUAGCAGCAUUAGUAUCAUUUGUGCCAAUAUCAUUAGGACUUCAUCGGCCCCAACAACCGCUUAUUAUUGAGGAUUAUACAGGGAAAACUCAUCAAACAUGUGCACUAGAUUUAACGCCAACAUAUGCUGUAGUUUCAAGUUGUAUUAGUUUUUAUGUUCCUUGUAUAGUCAUGGUGGGGAUUUAUUGUAGACUCUAUUGUUAUGCUCAAAAGCAUGUCAAAUCAAUUCGAGCAAUUACAAAGACUGCUGAUAUAACUGUAAAACCACGUUAUAAAAGCAUACGUCGAACAAAAAGUAAAAAGAAAACAAAAAUGCGACAAUUACAACAUUCAUCACCCUAUCAUGUGUCCGAUCAUAAGGCAGCAAUAACAGUAGGCGUUAUUAUGGGUGUAUUUCUUAUAUGUUGGGUACCAUUCUUUUGUGUUAAUAUUGUUGCAGCAUUUUGUAAAACAUGUAUAGGUGGUCAAACUUUUAAAAUUUUAUCAUGGUUGGGAUAUUCAAAUUCAGCAUUUAAUCCAAUUAUUUAUUCAAUAUUUAAUAAAGAAUUUCGUGAUGCAUUUAAAAGAAUUUUAACAACAAAAAAUACAUUAUGCUGUACACAAGAACUUGGUAAUAUUCAUCCAAGAAAUAGUGAUAGAUUUGUAACAGAUUAUGCUGCAAAAAAUGUUGUUAUAAAUUCUGGAAGAUCAUCAGCUGAUUUAGAACAAGUAUCUGCAAUUUGA